Diceros bicornis minor is the source of this 800-nucleotide messenger RNA. Its product is annotated as chymotrypsinogen B-like. The coding region runs from base 1 to 792 and encodes 263 amino acids. Gene Ontology annotation, molecular function: serine-type endopeptidase activity. NCBI's taxonomy places the organism in Eukaryota, Metazoa, Chordata, Mammalia, Perissodactyla, Rhinocerotidae. The record is from RefSeq and is a predicted model, not a curated record. The transcript has 7 exons. Gene Ontology annotation, biological process: proteolysis.
AUGGCCCUUCUCUGGGUUGUCCUUGGCUUCCUCCUCUUUGGCAGCAGCUUUGGCUGCGGGGUUCCUGCCAUCUACCCUGAGCUCAGUGGCCUGUCCAGGAUCGUCAAUGGGGAGGACGCUGUCCCCAGCUCUUGGCCCUGGCAGGUGUCCCUGCAGACCCGCUCUGGCUUCCACUUCUGCGGGGGCUCCCUCAUCAGCCAGCGCUGGGUGGUCACCGCCGCCCACUGUGGGGUCAGGAAGAGCCAUCGCGUGGUGGCCGGGGCAUCUGAUCUCGGCUCUGACGAGGAGGCUGUCCAGGUGCUGAGGAUCGCUGAGGUUUUUGAACACCCCCUGUGGGACCAGUAUACAGUCCGCAACGACAUUGCCCUGCUGAAGCUGGCCACACCUGCCCGCCUCUCAGAGACCGUGUCCCCCGUGUGCCUGCCCAGAGCCAACGCCAGCUUCCCUGUGGGCUCCCGCUGCGCCACCACGGGCUGGGGCAAGACCCGGUACAAUGCCAACAAGACCCCCGACAGGCUGCAGCAGGCGGUCCUGCCCCUCCUGUCCAACGCCGAAUGCAAGAAGUACUGGGGCACCAAGAUCGCCAACGUGAUGAUCUGCGCUGGCGCCAGCGGCGUCGCCUCCUGCAUGGGCGACUCUGGCGGCCCUCUGGUCUGCCAGAAGGAUGGAGCCUGGACCUUGGUAGGCAUCGUGUCCUGGGGCAGUGGCCGGUGUCUCCCAUUCUCACCAGGCGUGUACGCCAGGGUCACUGAGUUUAUUCCCUGGGUUCGAGAGGUUAUGGAGACCACCUGAGCUCCUGC